AUGAGUCCGAAGAAGGAAAUUACAACUACCUCUUCCAAAAAUCCUAGAAAGCCAAGAAAUCCCCAGACAAGGAAUCGGCUCCCGAAACUAACGAAGAAUGAGUUGAGCAGUAUGAUGUGUAUCCGAGUAACAAAAGAGGGUCUUCGACUCAAGGAACCAGAGAUUACUUUCCCUUUCACAAUGUCGCUGAAUAAAAAAAAUCAAGACACAGUAUCUGAACAGCCGACAGAAAAUCCGAUAUCCCCGUCCAGGGUUAGUAAAAAUAAUUGUCAGGAAAAAAUUGAGACGAAGAAAAGUAAUGAAUCCUUCAAUUCCUCUGAUGCGAAAAAUUUGACAAGAAUUGGUUACUGCCUCUAG
Messenger RNA from Plasmodium inui San Antonio 1, 357 nucleotides. RefSeq lists its product as hypothetical. The transcript has a single exon. The record is from RefSeq and is a predicted model, not a curated record. Bases 1 to 357 code for a protein of 118 amino acids. Lineage: Eukaryota; Apicomplexa; Aconoidasida; Haemosporida; Plasmodiidae.